This is a messenger RNA of Cuscuta campestris, 1161 nucleotides long. NCBI's taxonomy places the organism in Eukaryota, Viridiplantae, Streptophyta, Magnoliopsida, Solanales, Convolvulaceae. The record is from the annotation of a GenBank genome assembly.
AUCUAGGAAGAACUGGAACAAGGUGAUUAGACAUGACCUUUGACUUCUGGAUCUUAGCAAAGAUAUGAACUUAGAUAGAGAUGUUUGGAGAUCUAGUACUAGAGUAGUUGGACCUGAGGUCCUAGAUGUCAUGAGAUAUCACUCACAUCUUCUCAUAUCAAUUCCACCUGUUCCUGCCAUCGGUGAUCCUAUGCUUCAACAUAAAGAAUUACUAAAUAAUAGUUUGAAAGAUGGCGAUCUCAGGUGGCUCGGCUACUUGUCAUCAACUAGUCUAUAUGGGGACUGUAGUGGUGCAUGGGUAGAUGAAGAGUUUCCAGCAAGGCCUACAAACGAAUCGGCUAGAGCUAGAUUAGCUGCUGAAGAAGGAUGGCUGCAGUUGGGUCUUGAUUUUGAGGUUGCUGCCCAUGUAUUCCGACUUGGUGGUAUCUAUGGCCCUGGCAGAAGUGCUGUUGGUACCAUUCUUAAGCAGGGGAAUCUCUCAAAGAAUCAGGUCAUAAGAUCUUCCAAGCAUUUUAUCUCUCGAGUUCAUGUUGCUGACAUCUGCCAAGCACUCAAUGCCAGCAUCCAGAAUCCAUCGCCGGGUAGGAUAUACAACAUUGUGGAUGAUGAGCCUGCUCCUAGAGAGGAAGUGUUUGGAUUUGCUGAGAGAUUGGUUGAGAAGAAAUGGCGAGACAUCGUCAUCACCAAACAGUGCGAAGAACAUUCACCAGUUCUGUCCAGUGGAGCUUAUAGAGGAGGCGAAAAGCGAGUUUCAAAUGCCCGGAUGAAAAAAGAACUUGGAGUUAAGCUGAUUUACCCAACAUACAAGUCUGGGCUGGUUAGCAUCAUUGACCAAAUGGCUAUGCCCUGAAAAAAGUAGAUGACCAUAUAUUCAUCAAGAAAGGGAAAGGGCUAAAAGUGUCUCCAUGGGAGUAUCCUUUGGGUCACUAUACCAAGAUCCUCAAGAAAGCUAAGUUGAUCUCUUAACCCUAUUAGCAAUUGAUGCAAAUAGGAGAAAACUGUUCACUUGUUAAUUGCAUAACUAAUUAAGGAGUGGUGCUAGAAUAAAAUCAAGUUUGACAUCGCGGAUGACAACUGUUUGUAAAUUUGCACCCACACACACUAUAAUCAUCUGCGAAUUGUACUUGUUCCCAUAAGAUUGCAUAAAUUACAAUUAAGGUU